Molecule: messenger RNA, 4938 nt
Organism: Talaromyces rugulosus
Lineage: Eukaryota; Fungi; Ascomycota; Eurotiomycetes; Eurotiales; Trichocomaceae
Exons: 5
Coding region: 1-4938 (1645 amino acids)
Biological process (GO): protein phosphorylation
Cellular component (GO): cytoplasm
Molecular function (GO): dipeptidyl-peptidase activity; protein kinase activity; ATP binding
Source: RefSeq, a predicted model, not a curated record
AUGUUUUCGUCCGCGCUCAAAUCUUUCAGCUCCAACAUAUCUUCUCAUUAUCAGAUCUCGCCCGAUCCUGCUUUUAUUUCAGGUCCAUGGAGAGUCCACGACGGCAAGAAGAAAUCAACCGACACUGCGGCUUCGAUCUUUAUCUUUGACAGGAAACUCCUGGACCCAAAGGCGGGUGGCUUUGGCGGCCGCUCGGCGUCCUCAUCACUUAAGAAAAUCCACGAUGAGGUGGUCGAGAGACUCAAGCGUGAAGUGAGCAGUCUCACCCGCUUACGCCAUCCUUCCAUUCUGCAGGUGUUGGAGCCCGUCGAAGAGACUCGAAAUGGCGGGCUCAUGUUUGCCACGGAGCCUAUCACCGCCUCUCUAGCCGGUCUCCUGCGCGAAAAGGACGCCCAAGAAGGGGGAUCAAGAUCCAGUCGCUUCAUGGUAGAGUCUGCAGAUGGAUCGAGGAGACGACGGGAGGUGGAGAUUGACGAGAUCGAGAUCCAGAAAGGAUUGCUUCAAAUUGCAAAGGGACUAGAGUUCUUGCACGAGUCUGCUAGUCUGGUGCAUGGUAACCUGAAUCCGGAAGCCGUCUUUAUCAAUGCCAAAUCAGACUGGAAGAUUGCCGGAUUGGCGUUUGCUGGGCCUCCCGACGGCUCAGCUGCGCAGUCUUCUCUCCCGCCAUUAGCUCUUUCAGAAGUUCUCUACCAGGAUGCUCGGCUACCUGCAUCGGUCCAAUUGAAUUUGGAUUACGCCUCGCCGGAUUUUAUCAUGGACACAAAUGUGACGACAUCUGCUGAUCUUUUCUCCUUGGGACUGAUUAUUGUUGCCAUCUAUAAUUCUCCACAUGUUUCCCCCAUCCAGUCUCAUUCCAACAUCUCUACAUAUAAAAAACUCCUCAGCACUCCUUCAACGACCCCUUCUCAAAGUAACAGCUUUCUUUGCAAACAAACCAUUCCAAAGGACCUCGUGGCUCAUGUCCUUCCCAGACUGAUUACAAGACGGCCUGCCCAACGCUUAAACGCGCGUGAGUUUCAACAGUCCCCGUACUUUGACAACAUUUUGGUAUCUACGAUUCGAUUCCUGGAAUCUUUGCCUGCAAAGACUCAAAACGAGAAAUCCCAAUUUAUGCGGGGCUUGCAGCGCAUCAUCCCCGAAUUCCCAGCAUCUGUGCUGGAAAAGAAGCUUCUCGGAGCACUCUUGGAGGAGACUAAAGAUCGUGAUUUGCUGGCAUCUAUCCUGCAGAAUGUUUUCCACAUAUUGAAAAAGCUUCCAAACGGACGUCGUGUGUGCCCGGAAAUUAUCAUUCCAAAAUUAAAAGAGAUAUUCCUUGUCAGUGGCAGCAAGACUCCCGUGCAAGAAAGGGACAGCAAUCGAGAUGCUGGGCUUAUGGUCGUGCUCGAGAAUAUGCAAGUUAUAGCAGAUAACUCUUCAGGCAAAGAGUUUAAAGAAGAUAUUCUUCCUAUUGUCCAACUGGGAAUGGAAUCUUCUACGCAUUCAUUAAACGAUGCAGCUAUGAAAUGUCUGCCCGUCAUGCUUCCAGUUCUCGAUUUUAGCACAGUCAAAAAUGAUAUUUUUCCGCCAAUUGCAGCAACAUUCAGCAAAACAAACAGUCUUGCUAUUAAGAUUCGCGGUUUGGAAGCAUUUGUUGUUCUCUGUGGAGGCUCUCUCGACAAAGAUACUGAGCAAAAAGACGACCUUUCAGGUGUAAUCGAAGACAAAAAGACGACCAGGGCGACUCCCACAUCGAUACUUGACAAGUACACUGUGCAGGAAAAACUAGUUCCACUUUUAAAAGCCAUCAGGACCAAGGAACCUGGUGUCAUGAUAGCAGUCUUGAACGUAUUCCGACAGGUUGGAGGACUCGUUGACACAGAAUUCAUUGCCAUGGAGGUACUUCCUGUUCUGUGGGCGUUCAGCCUGGGACCGCUGUUGAACUUACAGCAAUUCGAGCAGUUCAUGUCGCUCAUCAAGUCUCUUUCAACCAAAGUCGAACGCGAGCAGGUUAGAAAACUCCGGGAACUUUCUUCCAGAAGCGAUUCUGCCACUCCCCGCCAGUCCAUGGGUGGCGGCGCCUUCGCAAUCAGUGAGACGCCCGGCGUGAGCGAAACGUCAAAUGAUUUUGAACAGCUAGUCCUAGGACGUAGCGGUGUGAGCAAUGCAAAUGGCAAUGGUGGUUGGGACAACUGGAGUUCCGACACUGCAGCAGCAAAGCCGGCAAGCCAAGCCACCUCACCAGGGUUCUCGUGGUCGUCGAAUCAACCGCAGUCUACUAACAAGGCGACGAGCGCGGUUUCCAUGUCAAGUGCCUUUUCAUCAAUGGGGCAUACGUCUCGGUCUGUAACUCCCGAUUCCAGUACCAGUGCCUUUCCUUCGCUGGAGGCCAGCCGACCGACACCUUCUAUGGGGACAGCUAUGAGAACAGGGUUCCCUACCUUGCAACCCUCAGCUCCAUCCACUCCAUCUUGGAACCAGCCACAGCCACAAUUAGCGAACCGCCCACCCCUUUCGCAAUGGGGCAGCACUUCGUCUUCCGGCGGCUUGACGAGCCAGACGCCCAGUGCCUUUGGGCAGGCUGCUCAGCCAACAACUAAUUACUCGUCCUUUUCCAUUCCCCCGCCGCCUGUCUCUUCUGUGAGCCAAUCUCCCCAGCAAUGGCAGCAGCAACAACAACCAGCGCAGCCGAAUAUAUGGGCAUCAGCUGCUCCGAGCUCUUCUCAAGCACAACCGGCCGGGCAGCAGCAGAAGAAGCAAGGCUUCCCUACUCUCCAGCGACUGUCUCAACUUCGCCAUCACACGACACAACCCAUUGCUGCUACGACACCACCAGCCAUGGAUCCGAACGUCAGAAAGCACUACUUGGCCGACUCGCCGCCUUCUGUCGUGAGGCUCGAGAUCAAACCUCACUUUGAAGCUUUGCAAGAUGAAAAGACCAAGCGCUAUGCCCACUUUAUGAGCAGAGCCGCAUUUCAGGGCACUCGUGUUGCCUUGCGUCAGACUUCUCCCGAAUCCGAGCCCAUUUUCAACCUGAUCAUUGCCCUCUACAAAACAGUCAACGGCGACUGGAACAGCCUCACCCAGAAAGCCGGAGUCAGUGCCCAGGAUCUACAGUACUUCCUCGAGUAUGCAGCCCAAUUCCUCGGCAACUGCGGAAACUACAAGGGAUUCGGGGAUACGAAAUUCAUUCCAAGACUCGACGCCGAUAAAUUCAGGGCUCUCGCAUCUGUUACUCCUGAGACACAGGCUCUUUUCGAAAAGGCUAGCAGCACCGGAGGAGGAAUUUACGAAACAAGUGAGGUCGGUCUGAUGCACCUGGGCUACCCAGACCACGGACACUUGACUACCUAUUACCCCGACUCGCCAGAUAUCAAGAAAGCCGAGAUCCAAGCCGUUGGUGAUUUCCUCGAGAAGAAAGGCCUUCCACUAGAGAAUACGAGGUUGAGGAAGACUUCUGCUGGGGAUUUCGAACUUCUCAUCGCUUCCGGCUUGUCCGCACCCCCGGUUCACGACAGAGACCUUGGAAAUGAGAGCUCCUUCGAUCUGGGCGGUUCACUCGCUGGGAAGAAAUUGAGCUUGGUCUUUGGCGAUUACCAGAACGAGAUGUCGAAAAUUGCACACAAUAUCAAGCAAGCUGAAUUGAAUGCGGCAAAUGACACGCAGAAACGCAUGUUAGAGCAAUAUGCCAAGUCAUUUGGAACUGGAUCCAUCGAAGCGUACAAGGAAAGCCAGCGUCUAUGGGUGAAGGAUCAGAAGCCAGCGGUAGAAACUGAUAUUGGCUUUGUCGAAACCUACAGAGAUCCUCACGGCGUGCGAGGAGAAUGGGAGGGAUUUGUGAGCAUGGUCAACUUGCCCCGUACCAGGACUUUCAGCGACCUCGUCAAUGGUGCGACCGAAUACAUUGUUCGUCUACCAUGGGACAAGGAAUUUGAAAAGGACAAAUUUCUCAGCCCAGAUUUUACCUCUCUUGAAGUUAUGACUUUUGCUGGAUCAGGUAUUCCAGCGGGUAUUAACAUUCCCAACUAUGAUGACAUUCGACAGAACCUCGGUUUCAAGAAUGUAUCACUGGGAAAUGUCUUGAGUGCUAAAGCUCCAAACGAAAAAAUCCCAUUCAUUGCCGCCAAGGAUCUUGACGUGUACCAAAAGUACCGUGAUGGCGCUUUCGAAGUCCAAGUCGGUCUUCAUGAGCUACUUGGACACGGAACUGGCAAGCUCCUCCAAGAAACUGCUCCCGGUGAAUACAACUUUGAUGUAUCGAACCCACCGAUUAGCCCGAUUGACAACAAGCCUAUUUCCACCUGGUACAAACCCGGCCAGACGUGGGGCUCAGUCUUUGGAGCCAUUGCUUCCUCAUACGAAGAGUGUCGCGCCGAGUGUGUGGCCAUGGCUUUGUCUUGCGAUUUCGAUAUUCUGAAGCUCUUUGGAUACGGUGAUGGCACCAAGGAUCUCUCCGGAGAAGGUGGAGAUGUGCUGUAUGUAGGCUAUCUGCAAAUGGCUCGGGCUGGAGUCGCUGCUCUCGAGUUCUGGGACCCAAAGAGCCAAAAAUGGGGACAGGCUCAUAUGCAAGCGAGGUACAGCAUCCUGCGAACAUUCCUCAGUGCUGGCGAUGAUUUUGUAAAGCUAGCCUACACCAAAGAGGACCUAUCAGAUCUUGAAAUCCACCUUGAUCGGUCCAAGAUUCUCACGCACGGACGACCUGCCGUGGAGAAAUACUUGCAGAAACUGCACGUCUACAAAUCCACUGCUGACGUUGCCGCUGGCACUAAACUCUACGAUGACAUUACUUCAGUUGACGAAUGGUGGGGAACCAAAGUGCGACCUGUCGUGUUGGAUAAAAAGGUCCCCAGAAAGGUGUUUGUCCAAGCCAACACGCAACUGCAGGGCGAUAAUGUGGUCUUGAAGGAGUAUGAGCCAACUCUUGAGGGGCUGAUUCAAAGCUAUGCUGAGCGUGACCUCUAA